GCCUUCUCCCACCCACCUCGGGGCUCACCUCCUGCUUGCUGUACCCUACAUUUCCCUCUCCGCCUCCCCCCCCCACGGAUGAUGGAUGCGGCUGCCGAGCGUCUCGCGGACGGCGGCCGUCCUCGCCCCCCUGGACUCGCACUCUCUCGAACUCGUCGGCGACGGUGGCUUCGACGACGUACCUAUCUUCGCCUUCGUGCGCUCCUUCCCGAAGCCGAGUUUCGUCGUGAGCAGUUUCCUGAUGAUGAACUUCGACGCGAACCUCCUGUGCCUCGGCGCCAGCAUCUACCUGAGGAUGGUGGUCAUCUUCCUGAUGCCCCUCGGGAGCCCAGUCGUGUGCGCCUUCCUGGCGAUGGUGAGCUUCGUGGGCACUGUCACGGGCAGCUACCUGAGGAUGGUGCGAUUCAUGAGCGCGGACGGGAGUCUCUACCUGCUGCUUUUCCUGAGGAGGCGGCGCAGCAUGCGAGUGGUCGUGAUCAUUCACCUGAUGAUAGAGGACAUCGAAGCGCGGUUCUUCCUGAAGCCGAGUCGCGUCGUGAGCAGCCUCCUGAUGAUGAACUUCGUUGCGAGCCUCAUGCACCUCGUGAGCUCUGUCGUGCGCGCCUUCCUGGUGAUGCUGAGAUUCGUAGGUCUUGUCGAGAGCACCUUCCUGAUGACGGGGCGCCCCAAGAGCGAGGCCGAGAGCAUCGACCUGAGGAUGAUGGGCAUCGCCGUGGGUUUCUCCCUGCUGCUGAACUUCGACGAGAGCCGUUUCCUGAAGAUGGACCUCGUCCUGGGCCUCAAGUGCCUCGUCGUGGGCAUCUACCUGGGGAUGCUGGUCUUCUUCCCGCUGCCCCACGCGAGCUCAGUCGGGUGCCCCUGCCUGGCGAUGCUGAGCUCCGUGGGCCUUGUCGCGAGCAGCUACCUCAAGCGCCACGAGAGGGCGUCAAUGACCACGUUCUGGCAUUGGUGUUUGUCUGUUCGGAGCUUGGAGACUUCUACGUGGAGCAAUGUCGUGGGACGUGCUGCCUUGGGCCCUCCUGGUCUGCCGGUGGAUCGCGGAGAAGAUAGGCGUCUGGUGGUCUGGGACCCGCAGUAUGCCUAUCAGAGUUGGGCCUCGCAGCGGUAUCGAUUGCGAGGAGGGCGCCGUCUACUUCAGGAGAUCUUCGACGAGUGGGCUGUUGAGGUGACCAUGGCUAGGCAGCGAAUGGUCCCGUGA
This is a messenger RNA of Prorocentrum cordatum, 1198 nucleotides long. NCBI's taxonomy places the organism in Eukaryota, Dinophyceae, Prorocentrales, Prorocentraceae. The record is from the annotation of a GenBank genome assembly.